CCUGACCGUCAGGGGCUUUCAGUUUACUUUUAGCUGCUGGUCUAGAGUCCUGUGCUGUGUUGUUCCGUCCUGGAUCGUUUUCUCUUCUUCGACUGCAGUGUGUGUUUGCCGUUUAAUUAAUAUUGUGAUAAUUGGACUUGCUUUGUUCUAUACUGUGAGCUGGAAGAAUCGAAGAUUUUCAGUUUAAUUUUAUAAAACUAAAUAGUGAGAAGUGCAUCUUUGGCUGAUUGAAACACGCUCAAAAUCAUGUAAACACUUCUGGAAACCAAACGUUCUGAACAACGAGAAGUCAUUAAACGAAAAAAAAACUAUUUCACGACCUCGGUGAAAAAAGUGAACCAGUGCGUGUACGGAAAUACAAGGGUCGAAGAGCUGAAUUUAUUGUGCAUUCUAACAGUUGUUUACCUAUCCUCAACCCGGGGCCUAAGAAAGAGAAAACAAAUCCUCACGGUCGUGGGUGUGUGUGUGAGAGAGAGUGCCGAAAAAGUGCAGUGGAGAAUUUAUAAUUAUCCGCUUUUUGAACCAAGCGGUCUUCAGCAGAAGCAGGUACCGACUGGGCAGCAGCGCGAAAGAAUUUAAUUGGCUGCUGGAAGCUAAUAAAAGUGGAGUGCGUUUCAGUGUCCAGCCAGAAUCUCAGUGUUUUUUAGAAACUCGGUUUCGGUAUUCAAUUUAUGGCUUCUAAGAUGAAUCUAUCGUUUGCCGGUUGCGGUUUCUUGGGAAUCUAUCAUGUCGGAGUGGCCGUUUGCUUCAAGAAGUAUGCCCCGCAUCUACUGCUGCACCGGAUCAGUGGAGCUUCAGCCGGAACGCUGGCCGCUUGCUGCUUGCUGUGCGAUAUGCCAUUAGGUGAAAUGACAUCGGACUUUUUCCGGGUGGUAAACGAAGCUCGCAGCCAUUCGCUGGGACCGUUCAGUCCGCGGUUCAACAUUCAAACCUGCCUGCUCGAGGGUUUGCAGAAGUUUCUGCCACCUGAUGCACACGAACGGGUUAACGGAAAGCUACACAUAUCACUUACCCGGGUUUAUGAUGGUAAAAAUGUAAUCGUUUCACAGUUCAACAAUCGAGAGGAUUUGCUACAGGCCCUCCUCUGCGCGUGCUUCAUUCCGGUGUUCUCCGGCAUCCUACCGCCAAGAUUCCACGGCGUCCGCUACAUGGACGGAGCCUUUUCGGAUAACCUACCAACAUUGGACGAGAACACCGUUACGGUAAGCCCUUUCUGCGGCGAGUCGGACAUCUGCCCCCGUGACAACAGCCCCCAGAUGUUUCACGUCAACUGGGCCAACACCAGCAUCGAGCUGUCCAAGCAGAAUAUGAACCGCUUCGGACGUAUUCUGUAUCCACCGCGGGCGGAAGUUCUGUCCUCCUUCUGUCAGCAGGGUUUCGAUGAUGCGCUGAAUUUUCUCCAUCGGAACAAUCUGAUCAGUUGCACUCGAUGCCUCUCGGUGCAGUCGACUUUUUGUGUGUCCGAUCAGCCGACACAGUUGGAAGAUCAGCUGCUGGAGGAGUACGAUCCGGAGUGCAGUGAGUGCAAAGAAUGCAUCAAACACAGAGAGAAUGCCAUCGGGGGAAGUAUGCCGGACACGGUGCUGACCGUUUUCCAGACCUAUAUGGAUCAAGCGAACAAGGGACUGAUGAAUUGGAUUUUCCGUCACCGAGGGGCCAAGCUGCUGAAGGCACUUUCCUUACCGGCCACCCUGCCUGCCGAUAUCGUUUGCGCCACACUAACCAAACUAAUGGGUGCAACUCCCGCCAUCGGUAACCAGCUGUGGUCCGUCAGUCAGUUUGCCCUGAAGACGCUGAACUCCAUCCUGGUUAAAAUGCGCAUACGCCAUCAGCUCAGCGCCAAUCUGCAGUACCAAAUCGCUUACACCGAAUACUCCGGCAGCUUGCGGGGGCAGCGUCACAGCCAUCGAGUAGGAUCGCUGCUAGAUCUUCGGCGAGACACCGGUGCCGAGCUGCUUUCGGUUAUUACCGGGGAAAACAACAACGAGAUAGUGGAGCAUGCGCAUCACCAUCACCGUCAGCUUCUGAAGGGACGUGCUGAUGAUAGCUUCGAGGAAGAUCAUCCCGAUUACGACACCUUCAAUCACAUCCUGGAAGCUAUUUCGCACCACGAUGCAAUGUACGCGUACUAUUAUAUGGAUGAUAACAAUGAGGUUAAGGUAACGGAAAUCUUCGAUAUGACCGAGGACGCAAGUCCGGCCAUUCAAACGAUGCAGGAGCGGGAGCUGAACCAGCAGCUGGAGUUCGACCACGAUUGGGAAACAACACAGCCAGAUUUCCAUUUUAACGAGUCGUACAGCGGAGACAAUAUGAUUGAUCUGGAUGACAUGUUCGAUCCGGUGCUCUACGCGAAGUAUCCACCUAAACCGCAGCAUCACCCUCACCUCCAGCACCAUCCAGCGCAACAAUAUCAGCCUUUCCAGCCGCAGCUCAUUCUCGAAGACAGCACCCCGCUUUCCAAUCACCAGUGGCAGUGUUCCCAGAUUCAGAUCGAAGAACAGCAGGGUGAUGACGAAACCUAUCUGCAACCGGAAGCCGACCAGCAGCAGGCGUUGAUUUCGGAAGCGGCAGCGCUGCUGCUAAGUAAACCGCAAUCUUCCUCGGUUUUUUCGCUUACGGACGUGUGAGUGGGUAACACCGGCCAACAUUCCAAAUCCUCCUCCCUUUUUUUAAAUCAUACGCUCACACAAUAAAACUGUGAUGCGAGUUAUUACGUUGAUAUUACACAGGAACCGUACAGUUACCAUAGCGAACUAGUGAACCAAAUGGUGCGUAGUUUUACACUAUUUUUUCCACGAAUGAGUUAGUAAGUGUUUGUGUGUUUGUGUGUGUGAUGUAAGAAGACCCUUUUGUAAGGCGUGUGAUGGGACCAAAGGAUGUAAAAAUGUUAGGAAGAUGCGCUCGUAAUACGCUAGGGCAAAUUUUUUUAUCAAAUAUCAAACCAAAAAAAGGAAUAGGCAGGAACCUAUGUAAAACUGAACUUUUACAUCGAAGAUAUGGUUUUAUGUUAUAUUGUUCAGGACAAGUUCCACGCUUAGCGAACCGCAUUAUGACAAUUUUAGCUAUUCAAUCGUAGAGUAAGUAUAUCUGUUCUAAUCAAAACUAUCAGUUUUUGAACGGUAUUUGUUUUAGCAAACUGAUUGUGAUGUUUUUAGGUAGACUAUAUAUCGUAAGAGUAAAGAAGAAACAAAAAAAAAAAAUGAAUGACGUUACGCAGUGCGGAAAAGGGCAACAAAUUGAAAAGUUUUCCUGGCUGUGCAAUAAGAAAAACGAUUUUUUCCAGUCAAAGCCUAUUGACUAAUCCACUGUUGUACCUUCUUUCCUAACGGGAUCGAAAAUUAUCCGGUAGCGAAGUAUUUAUGAGCUAAGUGUUUUUUAUUUUAUUUUGUAUCACUGAAAUUACUUUCUGAUGUUUUACCUUGAAAUAGCUUUUAUUAAAAACGUGUAAAAGUUUCCAUAUAGAACUUAGUACGCCUAUUCUAUUUAUCAUCGACUACGUUAGUGUAACCGAAGCUCCUAUAUUUAUGAAUGACAUUUUACAGAACAAUAAAAGGUAUGAAAAUAAA
Wyeomyia smithii (pitcher-plant mosquito) is the source of this 3566-nucleotide messenger RNA. RefSeq names its product 1-acylglycerol-3-phosphate O-acyltransferase Pnpla3-like. The record is from RefSeq and is a predicted model, not a curated record. Gene Ontology annotation, molecular function: triacylglycerol lipase activity. Lineage: Eukaryota; Metazoa; Arthropoda; Insecta; Diptera; Culicidae. Gene Ontology annotation, biological process: lipid homeostasis; triglyceride catabolic process. Bases 672 to 2627 code for a protein of 651 amino acids. The transcript is spliced from 8 exons. Gene Ontology annotation, cellular component: membrane; lipid droplet; cytoplasm.